Molecule: messenger RNA, 1566 nt
Organism: Phyllopteryx taeniolatus (common seadragon)
Lineage: Eukaryota; Metazoa; Chordata; Actinopteri; Syngnathiformes; Syngnathidae
Gene: rab3db
Product: RAB3D, member RAS oncogene family, b
Exons: 5
Coding region: 16-858 (280 amino acids)
Biological process (GO): protein secretion; regulation of exocytosis; protein localization to plasma membrane
Cellular component (GO): plasma membrane; endosome; synaptic vesicle
Molecular function (GO): GTPase activity; GTP binding
Source: RefSeq, a predicted model, not a curated record
GCUCAUGGACGACUGAUGAAGUGGUUUGGAGUCACCGCUGUGCCCGCCAGCCCGCCCGCCCGCCAGCCAGCCUGCCGCUCUUGGCGCACGCGCACGCGCAAAGCCACCCAGCCUCAGGUGGCUGACGGUUGCUGCGUUUUCUCCGCCACACGCGAGCAACUGGGAGCGGAAGCAGACUGCCGUCGUCUCGCUGCGAUGGCGUCAAAUGAUUCGCGCCUCCAACAGCCGCCGUCCCAGAAGGAUGCCGCUGACCAGAACUUUGACUACAUGUUCAAACUACUGAUCAUCGGCAACAGCAGUGUGGGGAAAACCUCUUUCCUGUUCCGCUACGCAGACGACUCCUUCACCUCAGCCUUCGUCAGCACGGUCGGCAUCGACUUUAAAGUCAAGACAGUCUUCCGCAAUGACAAAAGGAUCAAACUGCAGAUCUGGGACACAGCAGGACAAGAGCGCUACCGAACCAUCACCACAGCGUACUACAGAGGCGCCAUGGGCUUCCUGCUCAUGUACGACAUCACCAACCAGGAGUCCUUCAACGCCGUUCAGGAUUGGGCGACGCAGAUUAAAACGUACUCGUGGGACAACGCUCAGGUGAUCCUCAUCGGUAACAAGUGCGACCUCGAAGACGACAGGCUCGUGCCCACAGAAGAUGGCCAGCGCCUGGCCGAGGACCUCGGUUUCCAGUUCUUCGAGGCCAGCGCAAAGGACAACAUCAAUGUGAAGCAGGUGUUCGAGCGCCUGGUGGAUGUCAUCUGUGACAAGAUGAACGAGAGCAUGGAGGGAGACAUGAGCUUAGCGUCUAACCACAGGAACCUGAAAGACUCUUCUUCCGAGAGCCGAGGGAGCUGUGCUUGCUAAAGUGCACGCGCGCGCGCACUACUGCUAAUGUACUCCCCUCUGCCUCGACUCUCGGAAUCGCUGCUCCUCUUUCUCUCUGUUCACUGUAGCCACGCCCGACACGAUAGGCCGAAAGCUGAGAUGAUCAUUGUCACGGACACUACUAGAGUCCCCCGUUGCUCCUCGCGGCUUCUUCUCUUCUCUUCUCUUCUCUUCUCUGACACCUGGCUGGCCCGUUUGUGGCCUCAACCGACAGCUCCCGGAAGACGGCCCUGUGCUCUGUCCGCCGCGACCCGCUGCGCUCAGACAUUGCACUUCCGACUAAUUCGUUGGCGACAUGUGGGCGUGCUUUUGCAAUGCUCAUGUUGCUCAGUUUUCAUUGAAAAUUCUCCAUUAUUGUGGUCGCAUUUGGCAAGAGGACUCAAUUACGGAGAGGGCUUUGUAAUCAGUUUCCCAUUUUAGCUCCAUGAGGGAACCGGUGUAUUAGAAACAAAUAACUGUUUAGCUCCAAGUGCAGAAUUUUCGUGUGGCGGAUGUGUGUCACAGGAAAUCGAUGGCAAUGACAGGAAAGUGGCAAAAGACUGUAAGACCUCGUGUGAAGUUUACAUUCUGACAAAAUGUCUGAAAUGGUUAAUACCUUUUCGAUAUCGUAGCCCAUAUGCUUCAUUAUUUUGGUGAAAGUCUUCAGACUGACUUGUUUUCUCCAAAUAAAUGCAAUUUUCCAAACAA